Exophiala xenobiotica is the source of this 1147-nucleotide messenger RNA. RefSeq lists its product as uncharacterized. The transcript has a single exon. The record is from RefSeq and is a predicted model, not a curated record. NCBI's taxonomy places the organism in Eukaryota, Fungi, Ascomycota, Eurotiomycetes, Chaetothyriales, Herpotrichiellaceae. Bases 200 to 1147 code for a protein of 315 amino acids.
GUCAGUCGAACUAUUUGUCCCCAAGUCAAAAGGCUUCCCACCGUUAAAAUGGUCCUGUCUUCAUCCUGGAGAACGCCUGACCUGUUCUUGUCAAGAAAUUGUCAAUUCGCAAUUGCGAGGACUUAUAUGGGCCGACAAUUUUGCAUUGAACAUCCUCUGUCAUUCGUUGACAACAUUUCAAGAUGUCCACCGCGUCUACAUGGACUGCCUAGAAGGGUACUCGCAGACCAGAGACAAGGUGAAGGCACAACGAAACCUCCUGUUCGGAAUGAAGGAGGUAUGUGAAUGUGACAGGCGAUUGAAGCGACGACCCAUUCGAGAGGAUUGGGACAGUUCGGACGAUGAUACUACCAUGGAGGAUGCCCUCAUUCCAGCAGGCACGCCUCCAUACAGCGUUUCCAGCGAUGCCGGUCUUUCUCUGUCGUCCCGUUACAAGACACUGCCGACAAGCACAAAAUCAGUCUCAAUGAAUGGUGUAUUCCGACUACCUCCUCUUAUACUCAAGCUCGAUCCGAGCCAAGGCCAACUCAACGAUACUGCGAGAGCCUAUAUCAAUAACAACAUUAGAAAAGUCCUUCGCCAGCGAGUGAAGCCAGUCUCUCCCAGGCAAAAGCGCUUCAACCUCGGCUACGUUUAUAUCAUGGCAACAGACUGCAGCCCCGGCUUUGUCAAGAUUGGAAGCAGCAAGGAAAAUCCCUAUGUCCGCAGGAAGCAGCUAGAGGAGUGCUUUCAAGGUAUCCAUGUGCUGGCAAAUACGAAGCGGCCUAUUCCGCAUGCACAGAAAGUCGAGAAACUCGUUCAUGCAGAACUGCUAAGUCACAGUCGCUGGAUUGAUUGCAGCAGAUGCGGCAAGGAGCAUAGAGAAUGGUUCGAGAUCUCGGCAGAGCUGGCGGAACAAGUCGUUUUCCGCUGGUCGGCGUGGAUGGCGUCUAGUCCUUGCGACCCAGACGGCAAUCUCAAUGACAUCUGGUCAAACCGCCUGCAGGAUAGAUUCAUUGCGAAGCUUGUGCCCGCAGUCGACCAUAUUCACAGCAGCGACUCGUGGCAAACGUGGACAGACACUCGUCGCCCAGAUGGGGCCUCGGAUUUUUCGAGUCUGGUAUCUAUCAUCCGUCAUGAAAGAGACAAUUUCUCGCCGUGGGACUGA